AGUGCUGGCGCGUAAUACCGCGCGUAAACUGAAACGGCAGUUUAUAGCUAGUCUGCGUUGUUUAUUUUUCCGGCACUUGGAAAAAGUGGGAACACAUGAUUCUUCCUAGGAUUUUAACAAAGAUGAUUUCAAAUCUUAAUCCACAUGACAAAUCUUCGUUGUUUUGUUAAGUGAACUUAUAUCCAACGUGGCUUUCUAAUUCGAUGUAUAAUGUUCCAUCACUUAUGAUGCAGUGUGAUUAGCAUACAAGUUAAUAUAUAGUUAAUUCCCGUAGUUUCUCUUCCAGGGAAUAAAAACUGUAGUUGUUGCAGUAGCUAUUUUUCUGUAAAAUGACUUCCGCUUUGGAAGACCCAACACUGGAGAGACAUUUCAAAGGCCAUAGAGACACCAUAACCAGUGUCGACUUCAACAGCAAUAUGAAACAAAUAGCUACUGGCUCCAUGGACUCCUGUUUAAUGAUCUGGAAUACGAAGCCUCAGAUGAGGGCCUAUCGCUUCGUUGGACACAAGGGCGCAGUGAUGUCUGUUCAGUUUUCACCGUCCGGCCACCUUGUGGCAUCAGCAUCCAGGGACAAAACUGUCCGCCUCUGGGUACCCUGCAUGAAGGGCGAGUCGACGGUGUUCCGCGCCCACACGGGGACCGUCCGCAGCGUCAGCUUCUCCGGCGACGGCCAGUCCCUCGUCACCGCCUCCGACGACAAAACCGUCAAGGUGUGGACCGUGCACCGGCAGAAGUUCCUCUUCUCCCUCAAUCUGCACAUCAACUGGGUGCGCUGCGCCAAGUUCUCACCAGAUGGUCGACUAAUAGUUUCAGCGAGCGACGACAAAACGGUGAAGAUAUGGGACAAGACGAGCCGCGAGUGCAUACACUCUUUUUACGAGCACGGCGGUCAUGUGACCUACGCGGACUUCCACCCCAGUGGCACCUGCAUCGCAGCGGCCAGCUCAGACAACACGGUCAAGGUGUGGGACAUCCGCACGCACAAGCUCCUCCAGCACUACCAGGUGCACAGUGCUGUAGUGAACGGGCUGUCCUUCCACCCCUCUGGGAACUACCUCAUAACCGCCUCCAACGACUCGACCCUGAAGAUCCUGGACCUGGUGGAGGGAAGGCUGCUCUACACACUGCAUGGGCAUCAGGGCCCGGCGACGUGUGUGGCCUUCUCCAGGACCGGAGACUUCUUCGCCUCAGGUGGCUCCGACGAACAGGUGAUGGUGUGGAAGACUAACUUCGAUGUGGAGGAUUACGGGGAGGUGCUGCGUCUUCAGCAGAGAUCAGGGAGCGUUGGGGACGCGGCGCUGAACGGUGACUCCCACGGCAAGACCUCGCUGUACGGCUCUGCUGCCAAGCAACCAAACCAGGCGGCGAACCCGGCGGAGCUGUGGGACGGCCGGGAGUCGCGGCCGGGGCGGAGCCGGAGCCGGAGCCUGAGCGGGCCCUCGCAGGCCUCCAGGGGCCCCAGCGCCGGACCCCCCUCCUCCGCCCAGCGCCACCCGCAGCAGGGCCCCGAGCCGCAGCCCGACCGGCGGUCCCCGGAGCAGGGCAUGCCCCCCGCCCUGGCCAGCACCCUGGAGCACAUCGUGAGCCAGCUGGACGUCCUCACACAGACAGUGGCCAUUCUGGAACAGAGGCUGACACUGACGGAGGACAAGCUGAAGGAGUGCAUUGACAACCAGCACAAGAUCAGCCUGCAGCUACAGCACAGAGACCCAGGGCCCUGCUCCUGAGGGGGAAGACCUGGCGCCUGGCCCGCCCUCUCCCUCUCUCUCUCCCUGCCGCUCUCGCUCUCUCUCUUACUCUCUCUCCCCUUCCCACUCUUUCUGUCUCUCCUUCCCUCCCUCCCUUUCCCUCUCUCUCCCUACCUCUCCCUCCCUCUCUUUCUUUCUCUCUCUCUCUCUCACUCCCUCCCCCGUCUUUCUUUCUCUCUCCUUCUCCCUCUGUUUCUGUUUAUCUCUGUCUCAUAUGUUUUAUCCCAAUGAACUGAGCCGACCCUCAGCCACAACCAACCACCAGCCCCUGUGAUUCAUUUUCUCCAGCACACUGUUGGGGUCUGAGUUAGGAUCCAUGCUGUGUGCUGUGCUCCCCUAUACUUUAUUCUCUUACACCCAUGAGCUUCACAUGAAGUUAACAUGAUCAAGUGGCAAGAGUUGGGGGGGGGGGGGGGGCGGGGUCCUGAAGCUCUGGUGAAGAACAUUGUCCAAGUUUUGUGUGUUUCCUGGUAACUAGAACUGGGGGGGGGGUGUGAUGGAGUGUUUGUCAGUCAGUAGAGUUGUAGGCUCGUGGAAGUGCUUCUGAUGCAUAUGGAUUUACGUAAAGUUAAACAGCGGUUUUGAACUAGCAUUUUUGCUGAGAGCGGG
Messenger RNA from Anguilla anguilla (European eel), 2357 nucleotides. RefSeq names its product POC1 centriolar protein A (gene poc1a). The record is from RefSeq and is a predicted model, not a curated record. Gene Ontology annotation, molecular function: protein binding. NCBI's taxonomy places the organism in Eukaryota, Metazoa, Chordata, Actinopteri, Anguilliformes, Anguillidae. Gene Ontology annotation, biological process: cilium assembly. The coding region runs from base 330 to 1727 and encodes 465 amino acids. The transcript has 11 exons. Gene Ontology annotation, cellular component: centriole; ciliary basal body.